Molecule: messenger RNA, 1232 nt
Organism: Aspergillus alliaceus
Lineage: Eukaryota; Fungi; Ascomycota; Eurotiomycetes; Eurotiales; Aspergillaceae
Exons: 5
Coding region: 104-1189 (361 amino acids)
Source: RefSeq, a predicted model, not a curated record
CUCCAUGCCGUUGCUCACCUCGAUUAUAUGGUGAGACUGAUCCCUCAACCAUCCGCCAUCGCCGUGUCGUGUCCCUGGCAGUACGUUACCCGCCACCGCAAUCAUGACCAGAUUCGCAGGCAACACAUAUAUGCCAUCUGUCAAUAUCGCGACCUGGUUUUUGACCGUGGUCGCCAGUCUCGGCGUGUUGACGCGCCUGGGGACCAAGUACUGGAUUUCCGGCCGAUUUUCCCGCGAUGAUACAACCAUCGUUGGGGCCAUAAUAGCGGUUGCCGCCCAAACCGUCGCUAUGUCCAAGGCGACGGAAAAUGGGUACGGGGAACAUUUCGGUGCCUUGAGCAGGGAUCAGAGAAGAGCGAUGAUGAAGAGCCAAUAUGCGGCGAGCCUGUUCUACAUCAUUGCCUUGGUAUUAUCCAAGUUAUCCUUCGCCAUGUUCAUACGAGCCAUCACGCCCGUAUCCACCGACCGCCGGAUCACACUGGCGCUCUGCAUUGCUAUAUGUGCCUGGGGGGUAGCCUGCUUCUUCACCGCCGUCUUCCAGUGCGCUCCGCCAUCGACAUGGGACUAUAUGAACGGGAAAUGCUAUAAUAUACAAGCGUGGCAGAACUUCUUCGGUAUAUCAAGCAUUGUUACCGAAGUGGCUGUCCUCAUGCAGAUGUUCCUGCAAAUUGCGCGUAUCCAGGCCGGUCUUCAACGGAAGAUAAACAUUAUGAUGGUCUUGGGGCUCCGCAUAUUUGCUGUUAUUGCGACUAUCGUCUGGCUCGUCUUCGUCAACCUUACCGCCAACAAUCCGGACCCCAGUUACGGCACCUGGGCGGCGACGGUGAUCAACCAAGUUACCCUCUGUGUGAGCAUCAUCACCGCUUGCUCCCCACAGUUCAAGCCCUUCCUGGACAGCCUACAAAACUCUGGCAUGCGGAUCGACGGCAUGGGCACUCGCUACUACCGAAGCUACGGCUCGAAGGACGCCUCGGCCAAUCUGCGCAGUUUGACGGGCAACGGCACCCGAAGCAAAGACGCAGACGAAUUGCCCAUUCGACCUGCGAACGAGACGACCAUCAAGGCCACUCACGAGCCGCCCGACUGGGAUGCCGAUAGCCAGACGAGCCAGUCGAGAAUUAUCCGGGAGACUCGAACAUGGACCUUGACCGCAGAGCAUCGGCGGCAAUCGUUUGAUAGUGGCUUAUAACUCAAUGUUGGCUAACUCAUUUCCGUUCCCGCUUUCAACAAAG